Messenger RNA from Pecten maximus, 13566 nucleotides. Its product is annotated as KICSTOR complex protein SZT2-like. Gene Ontology annotation, cellular component: peroxisome. The transcript is spliced from 65 exons. The coding region runs from base 104 to 11386 and encodes 3760 amino acids. Lineage: Eukaryota; Metazoa; Mollusca; Bivalvia; Pectinida; Pectinidae. The record is from RefSeq and is a predicted model, not a curated record.
UGCAACUUUAGAAGAAAGUUUGUUAUGAUCACGGAAAAGUAGUUUGCAAUGACAGCAAUGUGAAAGACACGCAAUAUCAACAUUUCCUGGUCGUCCAUUCAAUAUGGAAGACACUGGAUCGGACAGUGAAGCUGAGGAUAAGAUCCUCCCAGCUAAAACUGUGUACUUGCUCAUGAAGAAGGAUUAUAGAAUUUCCAGGAACAUCCGAGCAUCAUGGUUUCUCGAGCACUUGAACAGUGUUAUGCAGUUCAACCCUGUAGAAUGCAUUAGUGAUACAGAUGAGGAGCUCAAACUUGUGUCCGUGGUACCUGCCAAAAACGAGGAGAUGGGUGAUGAUCAACUUCCACUGGUGCAGCCUGGGAUGCCUUUCAUGUUUCAGCUUCUUCCAUCGACAGUGGUCACCUUCCUUGCAAGGCGUUACAGGCUUGUGUUUGUCCUUGACCUCAGCCCCUCUGCAGCAUCUGUUGAUCUGAAAACUGGAGAAGUGCUCUUGGACAAAAUCUGUCACAACCUCAGAUGCUGUAUCAUUGGACUUGUGAAACCAUUUAUGCUUCCUGGCACGCACCUGAAGUUUGUACCGGAGCUUUAUGUCACCGUCAUAGCCUACACACCUGUUCUUGCUUGUACUGCCAACCAGGUUCUUGCUCAAGGAAUGAAGGUGACUGAGGAUAAUGCUGAGAGCUUCCUUAGUUUGGUGCUGGACAGGCUUGACAACUUCGAACAAAGUCUGGCUACAGGAUUCAACAAACUGAAGAACAAUCUCUAUUUGGUGGAUGAUGACCUGGCCGAGAGUAUCAGUUAUGAGGAAGUAAAUGCACAUCGACGCAAACUCAAUGAUUCACUGUACAACCUUAUCCGCCAAGGGCUGUUUGCUCUUCAGCUUCUCCCAGAGAACUCUAGUGCAGGGAUUAUUAUAGUGACCGAUGCCAUGAUGGGAUCCCCAGAUGCCAACAUGUUUGACCACAUCAUGACACAGCUAAGAAACAGCACUGUUGCAUGUUCCUUCCUCAAAAUGGGUGAGACAUACUGUGCCCGGUGUCAGUUUGGUUGUAUACCACACGUAGAGCUGCUCCAGUUCAUCUCCACUGCUACCUUUGGGGCCUACUUUGCUAUGUGUCCUGAUGUUUCCAAAGACAGCUCUGGUCAAAUGAAUAUAUAUCAUAAAGCCCUGUUACUGUGGAGUUUCCAGAAAGGUCUUGAGGGCUUUAAGUAUGAACUGACUCACCAUCGCCAUGUGGAGCCAAUGCAUCCGGUAGCUCUGUCCAACAGGAUUUUGUCACAUCCAAUAAAAGACAAGAAUUCAGUUGUGUUACCCACUGUAAGACAGAAACACAUGGAUGCCAAGCUGAGUGCCAACAUCUUAAGUGUUCUGUCGGUGAGGCUGAGGGAGGGAUAUACUAUCAAGGAUGUCUACCUCACUAAAGGUGGGAGUCAGAUCGAGGUACGGUUGGUCCUGCCGUAUAAAGACUACGUCAAGAUAGAAUAUACUGCCACAGCUCUCUGGCCAAUGGAAACUGAUAUGAGACAGACAGCAGAAGGGAGCUACAGUCCCCAGGAUUCCCAGACAUAUGCAGAGGUACACAUAGAGGGCCGUUACGACUUCCUGCAUGACUUCACCUGCUCACAACUCAAGGUCAACCAAAGUCAAACUCGAAUGUUCAACAUUAAGCGCUUUUGGAUGACACUUGAAAGGUUGAGGCAGGAUGACCAGCUACUUGACCACCUUCAGACAUUUGGAUCCAAUGCUGUUCACUAUAAAGUCCCUGACAGCAUCAAGAAAGGCAUUCCCUUAUUUUACAUGCCACCAAACUCAAACAACCCCGUCCUCAACUCCCAACAUAACAACAAGGACUCGGGUCUGCUUUCCUUUGCCAUGUAUUGGAAACCGGUGGUGAAUCUGGACAUAAAGAUUUGGCAGAAGUGGAUGCACAGUCAUCGUAUUGGGAUGAUACUAGAACAUGAUGUGCCCUUGCCUAAAUACCUACACACCCCUAACUCUAGUGGGCGCUUCCAUGUGGUACUGUGUCGUCAGGCACUCACCUCUCUGCAUGUGCUGCUGCGUGACUGGAGCACCUUUGUCUUAUUAGAAAAUGAUUCCUACAUCAGACUACUGCCUGGUGAUUCAGAAAAACCACCAACUUCUUUCCUGUUAUUGAGGGUCACAUCCAAGCCACCUUACAUGGUGCUACGAUUGGCGUUUUUAGGAGGAUCCCCUGGCUGGGAGAGAUACUGUAUUAUUCAGGAGCUACGAGACAAAGUUGCUGCUCUGAGGUUCCCCAAGAGGGGCCCCACAAAGGUAGAAAAAUCCAAAGUAUCUCCUACCAAAGACAGUGCAAUCAAGAAACUAAAGAAGAGGCCAUCACCGCUUUUACGUGACUGGUCUGAAAUAAAUUGCUGUGUUCUCCUGACUAAACCCAUAGAGCAGAUUCUUAUCAGCUAUGACCGCCUACCACAGGACAUGAGUAUUAUAGAGGACCCCUCCAAGUUCCUUUCCAGGCACCUAUCUAACCAGCAGCUAGCCAGUAAAACAGCUGUCGCCAACACCUUCAACAUGAUGUCUCGCUACCUCCACCAUCAACGCUGGGUCUGGACUGUCAAACAAGGCAAAGUGGAGGUCAGCAUGCCAGCCAUAGGUCGCAUCCUGUCUACUCUAGCAAAAAUUCGUCUCCAGGAAGGCUUCAAUUUUGUCUCUAGUAAUUCAGGCAUUGUCAAUAUGGUGGCGGAAGUUGAAAUGCAGGACAAAGAUGGAGUGGACACAGACGUCACGAAGUGUGCCAUACAGUACAUCAUGUUCCCACCCUACAUCAAAACUACGCGGGACAGGACAGUACAGUACAUCAUGUUCCCACCCUACAUCAAAACUACGAGGGACAGUGUGUCCGAAGAGGAUGUAGACGAGUUGGAAACCACAGAGGCUGAUGGAGAUGUACAAAUCGUUACAGAGUGUUGGACGGAGCCUCAGUUUGGUGUUGGUGUCAAUAACCCAACAGAACGAAAGCACUGGGAUGGCAUGACUUACAAAGACAUGGCUAAAGCACUGUAUCCGCCUGACCUUGAAUGUAUCUCCUGUCUGGUGACAUUUGAACAUCUAGUGUAUGUGUGUCAGAACACCUUUGCUGUCCCCAACAGUGUGGAAUGGCUACAGAAUGGAAGUUUCUCCAGCAGUGUUGACUUUGUGCCUCUGUAUGUGGAUGAUCCCUCUGGCCCACCAGGAUCCCCACAGACAAUACAUCAGCUCCCUCUGCCAUUUGACAUUCUGUCGCUGUUGCCAUGCAGUCAACAGGCUGAACUCCUGGUGUCGACUUACAAGAUAGCAAAUCUGAAAGAAGAUGAGAUCCAGAGAGAUAUCAAAGGUUCUAACAAUCUCUUCUUCAACCUCAUGUUUGAAAAGCUUAAAGAAACUACCCAAAGGGAAGUCACUCUAUCUCCCUCAGACAGCUUCAGGUUUUUCCAUUUACUUAAGAGAAGACAUCGGGAUCUUGCCACUCACCCUUUUCCUUUCUCAUUUGAGGAUGAUCUUGAUAAACCUGAAGAUGAAGCUUCUGACCCAGGUCUCCUUAGGGAACUUGCAAAUGAGCAAAAUAGAUUGUAUAACAUGAGAAAAGCAAGAAAAUAUCCUCUGUGGCAAUGUUUUGUUCGAGCUUCCAGUAACACUAGGAUGUUUGUAACAUUCCUCCCUGCUUCCUUUGAUGACCUUUUGAAGCUAAAUGACCUUGAGGAAAUCGUGAAAUCCAAAUCCAGCUCUAUGUGUGAGGAUGGCAUCAAAGAUGGCAGUUUGGGCAGAAAUGUCAAACUAAAGGUUGAUGUUACAUCACUUUGGGUAACCGACUCGGACACAAAUACCAUUGUAGACAGAACGGAAAGGUUAGGUGCUGAGGUCCUAGGGAAAGAGACAGACGACGCGACAGAUGUGGAGGAGUGUGAUGAGACAGAACUGGAGGAUAUGGAGAGAGAGGACACAAUUACAGACCUACCUGGGAAGGUGGAGGAGGAGAUUAGUAAAGAAAGUAAAUAUGUGUCCUGUGUCGUACCAAUGUACGUAUACGAGUGUUACCUCAAUAAUGUCACAGACUCACUGAUAAACCCUUGGACAUUUGAAUUGGCUGCUGACAUCUACGAGGACUGUACAUUUCAAACAAGAGGAGAGAGUUUGGAAACACCUGGGGGUAAAGGACACUUCUUUCGUUUCCCAUCAUUUGACCGCGACUCGACGCCUGGCAGUGAUGAUAAAGAUGACUAUGAGACUCUGCAUCAGAUCCUGCGCUGCAGUCAGUCACAGGAGCGAAGGAUGACGGAGAGUUCCGUGGAUGGCACUGAGGACCUGAAAAUUCACUGUACUUUCCUCUCCGACAUCUACUCUAGCUGUUUUGUCAAUGGGGUGUUCCAGAGUCUACAACAAGGUUACUUCAUGGCGCCUGAGGAUAUAGACUCGGUCAUUUACAAUAUGUGUACAGAGUCGUUUCCCUUGGAGACAGACAUUACCACUUUCUUACUUGCAUCAUGCCGACACUUUCGUCAAAUCGUAGAAAGAGCUCAGUCGGAACAGAGCAACAAAGAGCAGGAAAAAGGGACAGACACCACAAACAGACGCACAUCGGUCAGGUUUAUGGAGAAUCUAGAUGAAACUGAUGGAAGUGACUCCAGUACCAAACCAGUACCUACCAUCCUACAGCUGCCAAAUGCCCUGGUGAAACUUCAGACUCAGGCUGCUAGUCGGUGUGAGUACCAAGAUGGUCUGCACAGCCUCAUUCGACGCAAGUUCACCGAUAUCACCCAGAAAUGGUUCCAGCUCGUCCCCAACUAUCCUAACUACUAUUUCUAUUGUCCUGGGUCUGUUCCACAGGACAGUUCGAUGGACUCAGAUGAGAAAGACAUGGAUGAUCAGACAAAUAGUGGACCAACUAUAGAUUUGGUGCCAUCUGUUGAUGAUGAGCUUGGCCUUAGGGUGACAGAGCGAGAGGAUGGUUACUUGCUGGUAUAUAAGAGUAGUGAUGAUGCUGACCACAGUUCAAUGGCUACCACACUGGAUUCUAAUGAAUCAUUUGCCUCUGAGGAAGAUUUAUGCCCUGAACUGGCAGACGAUGAUAACAACAACACUGGUCCUCUCUUUGUGCACUUUACUUGUACAGUGAAGAGUCGCAUGCAGUACAAAGAUGUGUCAGUCCAGACUCUGAUACCAUGUUUAGAUGAAAUUCUGAUAGCUGAGGAGCAGGAACAGUCAACAAGGGACCCGAUGGAGUUACAACUGGGGGACCUUAAGAUAACUUUUGACCUUCAUUGUUUAACACUGCAGUCUGACUCAGACUUGCAAAACAAGCCUGCAUUUCAAAGGAUGAUGUCAAACUCAAGUGAGGCUGACUCUCAGUCCCCUAGCUCAGAGACAGGAGUUUCAGGCUCAAUUCAGGUCAAUGUUGGGCAGUUACAGGAUCCUAUAGCUCACCUUCCCAAACUACAGCAGCAUGCUGUCCACAAGUGUAAGGAGGAGAUCGAAUGGCUCCUGAAGGAUGAGAUUGUUUCUGCCCUGCGUCAUCUACAGCCUGUCAAGACAGAUGCCCUCCAUUUUGUCACAGAACACGUCCGGUUGUCUGCAGAUAUGGGAAAACCAAAUUGUGCUACAGAGAAAGUCAAGCUGAGCUUUGUCUAUGGAUCAGAACACAGUUUACUUAAGUUCAAAGAGGAGUUUGAGAGGCUGAAUUACCUUGGUUACCGGCUGAUGAAAGAGGAAGAUUAUUACUUUGUAGUGAGGGGACGAACAAUGACAAAUCUCAGUCAUGCCAAAGCUUUGAAUACAGCCUUGGUGGAGUUGAGUCGUGAAGGAACUCCAUCUAAACAGAACAAUCAGAUGAAGGCAGACAUGUUCCACACAACUAACCCUGAUUCACCAGAGGUUCUGACAACAUAUGUAUCACCCCUGUUUCUUACUCCCGAGGAUCCUAGGAGGACCUCACUUGAGGCAGAUUCCCCUAAUAUGAGUGGUAGUGAUGGAAUGAAAGAUAUAGAAACCAACGAAAUUGGAACCAAAGACAUGGAUACACCUGAAGGGGCAGCCAAGGGAGGUAAGAAACGUCAGUGGCGGUCACGCUUUCCUGGCCAGAUGGAAUUGCAUUUCAACCGUGACCGCCAGAUAGACUUUCCGCGAACCCCUCUCACACCGCCAGUGAAGUCUGACAAGCGAAGUAUGAGUCUUGGAGAAGAGAUAGGACAGGCUGUACUUAAGAAGUCCUCUAGUUUCGCAGGUUUCCUCACAGAAGAUGCUGUUGAACCAUUUAAAAGACAAGACUCUAUGACUGCCUUGUCUAUGUCACCCAUAAAGUGUGUGUCAGGGACCCCCCAACUACCAUCACUUGGACGACUGCGGCAUUCAUCAGCUCCCUCGGGCCAGGGCACACCCAUGAGUAAACACUCGACACUACCUCAGACACCAUCUUGGAUUUCUUCCAGAGGCAGUUACACAGAUAUUGGUUAUGAGGGUGACUCCAGUGACACAGACGAUGACAAUGCAGCUUUCAGUGACCUGAGUGGGAGACAACAGCCAGUGCCUAAGUUCUGGUUACUGAUGCAGGUUGGGGAGGACGGAGUGGAUAUCUACUUUCAUGCCAGAGAAACUGGCAAGGAGGACAACGAAGAAAAGAUAGAACAGCGUACACUACUCAGCUACUUCAGAAAAAGCAUCGAGGACUUAUGUCGCCGUGUCAACCAAAAGAUGCUCCUCAAUGACCUGUAUGAGAGUCGGACAUGUGACCCACUCCUCGUGCCUGAGGCUGAUGAAGAGGUUACAUGGAAUCUGGACAAGCAGGUCAACACUGGACAAAGACACCAUGACUCGUCUGAUGCCUCCGAGGCAGAUGAGGAGGAGGAACAACAAAAGGUGAAGCCAUACCUUGCAGCCACUUACGACUUGCGACAUGAGGCUGGCUACUUCAACUGUGACUGUGUUCUCACCCACCAGUUUAUCAUUAACCCACGACUCAAAAUGGGUGCAGCGGGUUCAAAGGAAUCUAGAGGCAUGAAGGCACUGAGGAGUGUACUGAACAAGUUCUCUGUAAUCAACAGGAAAAAUAUGUUUGUCGUCAAAAAUCAGCAUGGGUCCCAGGCUGUGUUUUACCUGAAAUUAAAAGAAGUUGGUGCCCUUAUCAGACAAACCUCGACUAUCAGCACUGAAGAUAUGUCACUCAUGGAUUCUGCUUCUUCUGUCAUGUUUUCUAGUAGAAGAGAUGAACAGGGUAUGUUGAUGGCAGAGAAGGACAGUGAUUCUGUCUCUAUAACAUCAGUAGGCAGUGCGUCUCAGAGGCCAUGCCAAGACUAUGUUGAAUUGCUUGUCCAUGGCAUUGAAGGAGGUCCUGAUAUCAAGGGAGACUUGUUAUCCAUGCUGCAGAAACGUUUAGAUGAUGCAGUUCUGGAAAUGAUCUCAUUACAACUUAGUCGUAACCCUGUCAGCAAACUUUCCCCCGGAGAUGUUCAUUUUAUCCAGAAACCAGGUGUGGAGGCAAGCAAGACGUUACACCUGACCAUUCCUACCAGUGUCGGAGUACACCUGUCUGCCCUCAUGUAUUAUCUCAAACAGAACCUUCUACAAUUCUGUCACAUGCCUAAUUAUGCUGACAACAGGUUGGAAAACCGCUUUCAGAGCCUAGUGAACAACAAGUGGCAGGUGGUCGAGGAAGGCAACAUGUUUAUCUACAUCAGACCUCACGCCCUGGGAGGCAGAGGUAUUGCCUGUAUCCAUUUGUCCUUUGUGGAUCACAACGGUUCCCAGAUCCGGGUGCUGACCAGUCCGAAACCUUCCAGGCUUGGCUGCACCAAGAUCAACCACCCAAAAGACUUUGAUGCUUACAUACACACAGAGCUGUACACUGCCUUACCCAGCCACAAACCAGGUCUGACCACACUGGUCCAGUUCUCUGUGUGGGAGUGUGGAGGAAUGGAUCUAGCUACUCUACAAGAGAAGCUUACCUGUGCUGUGAAGCACGCCCUGUGUGACAUUGUGAUGGAGUACUACAUACUUACAGCCUCAGUCUGCCCAGUACCCAUACAACUACAGGAUCUCCUACCGAUGCCAGCCUACUCCGCUCCUUCCUCACCUAUCACACAGAAAGAUGAAAUAACAGUAAAUCAGUCGGAUGGAGGGAUUCAGAUACCGGAAAUUGUGCUAGAGAGGAGACACUCCAUUGCCAGUCGUAAGCUGUCAGAAUCCCUGAAACUGACAAGUAACAUAGGGGUGAAGCAGUCUGACCAUUCACCUCUACAGUCACUAAAGGAUGCCUUCUCUGCCAAAACCCGACUAACAUCACCACCCCCGGACUCACAGAAGACGUUUGAAUUUGGGCCGAUGUCUACUGCUGUUGGAACUCCACCAGUACAGACAGAACGAGACAGUGAGAUUCAGUCUAUCAUCAGACAGUAUGAGGAAGGGGAGCGUGGCAACUUGUCCAGAGUGUUUACCUCCCUCCUAAGGGACUGGAUGGAAAUCUGCUACAAAACAGGUGUGCCUGCGGUCAGUAAGGUGGAGGUCAGCCUCCUGUCAAAGUACUCAGUGGACAACUUUCUACGUGAGUUCCAAACAGCCCUGACUACAGUAUCAUCAGACAUCAAAUCCAUGGCAUUUCAGCUGGUCAAGGACUCUACUGGUCAGUGGUAUGGAAGUCAUCCCUACAGACCUCACAGACAACCUUUACAGGAAGAAGGUCAGAUGGAGACAUCCUUGGACUGUGACAAGCGGAGGCUGCCAGGAGGAGAGGAUGGUCAAAUCAUGGUUAUUGGUCGUAACGUGGACCAGUGGAGGGCCAGCAUUCAGGAUUUCAAUGAGGAAGAGUUCAGUGUAAUGACCUCCACAUCCUCUACAGCAAUUCCAAAGCAGACAUUUCAGCGUUUUUCACCCUUAUUGAACACAAACCAAGACAUGGUAGGACUGAGUGAGCAGACCUUUAUUCCAAGACAGCGACUUCUGAUGCUGAGCAUAGAAAACAAACAGGUUUCUGUCUAUUCCUACAACUGGGCCCGAGACCUGUCCACUAUGCUGAGUAACCGUGUGACACAGAUAGUCCAGUGGCAUAACACACGUAUCCGACUGCUGGACAGUAUCAUCAGCCAGAAGAUGGGUCUUUACCAUCACUCUGUGUUUAGGGAGCUCAGAGGCAAAAAGGACUAUGGACCAUAUGCCUCCUCUUGCACCGAUAUAGAUCACCUGAUCAAGUUCACAGCUCCGAGUUCAUCCUCUCAUGAACCUGUUCGUCGUCACAACAGUCUGUCAACAUCUAUCAACCAACCAGUCAGGUCAUUCGAUGAAUCAUUCAAGGAUAUCCAGCCACAAAAACCCUUACACCAGACAAGCUUUGCUCAUUACAGUGAUCCUGUCGCCAAACAUGGCCUCCAGGCUCAGGAUUUACGCUGUCAUAACAGAAAAGAGAUGGAGAAGUUGUUGAAGCUCAACAAAUUGUAUUGGAUAUGGUUUGAGAAAAACUCGGUCAACAUGAACAUGCCAAUAUCUGAUGAGGUUAUCCAGCUUCUGAAGCAGUCAUGCCGACUGUACCACUAUUGUGCCACCCCACUACUGUUUCACCCUCAGUGGCGCCAGAAGGUCAUGGAGAAGUACAAGGUCACACAGAGGCAGACAUCUGUUUCCUCCAAUACUGCAGAGAAACCAGAACCUAAGGCACGGUCACGUCACAGCUCUGGUACCUCAGUGACCAGUAUGAGGACAAAGAGAGCUGACAGUACAGAGGGUAAGAAGAGACCAACAAUUAAUAUCUCUCAUCAGGAACAAAUAGGUGAGGAACCUUGGCACAUUGACCUCCGAGCCAGCUUUGUGAAUGAGUACAUGCAGUAUGUGCAGUCUCUGGGCUUUGUCCUCAUCCAGAUGAGACCAGCGACGCCUAAACGAGCGUCGCGCCAUGUGAAGAAGUCAUCAUUUGAACGGGUGUUUGUGGAAGGGGAGAGUAUCCAUGGACCUAUAGGGACUGUACACUACCUACAGAAGACCCAGGCAGGGGGCAUUAUGUUGAUGGAGCUGAGCUUCCGUGAACAGUACUUCUGUGUAAAAUUAUUUACCUGUGAAUAUACUCGUCUGGGUGUACCUAUCAACCAACAGCUGAAGCUACUGUUCGUUGAGGAAUGUGAGAAGUGUAAGGAUCUAAUCCACGUGCACUCCUUCGCCCACGACUUUCACUUGCGCUGUAUCCAUUCCCACAUCAGUCGUCAACAGGUGUUUAAACACAGCUACCAUCUGACAGGCUUCCUCUCCGACUUCAUGCAGGUGUACCCGUACCCUCCUAACUUCUCCAGGAAUUAUCUACACGAGGACACAAUGACGGUGGGACCCCUGACUUGUCCUGGGUCACAGCUGUAUGAGUUUAUGUUACAACAUGUCAAACUGCACCAGAUGAAGGUCAUUGCCAUGGUACCAAAUGUUGAUGCUGACAUAGACAGUGAAUACCACUUUGUCAGAAGUAAUGAAUAUGCCUUGAUCUGCCACAAACUGCGAAAAAUCCAAAACCCAAAACUUAAACAGAAACUUGAUGAUUACAAUGUGGGGCUUGUAAUUACCCAUGAUUCCCAGCAAGUUAAUUUUCAAAGUGAGGCUGAAAGGACAUUACUGAAGCUGCACUACUUUGUGGUGAUGACAAGCUGUAGGGAACUCUUCCCCAAGGCCACCAUGGAUAGUAAAAUGGGAACCAAGGGCGUUUUCCUGGAGGAGCUUAGAGAUCGUAGUAAGCCUGUUCCGGUAAAGCAGCACAUUGGAGUAAGACAGGAGACUGUGAGGACGUCCCGUACCUCCGGCAUCUACAACACACCAGGGUACAACCUGCUCAUGGAGGAGGCACAACUGGCAAGGGAGAAAAUUGAAAGCAUGGUGGAAGUUUCCACAGAAAAAUGUCGUAAAGAUUUGUUGUGGCAGCGUAUGUUGGUAGGGGAACAGUCUGAGGAGGAUGGGAGACGUAAAAAACGCAGUGAGACCGAGGAGAGUCGAGAUGGGUACCAGAAGUUGUCCUUUGAGGAGUUCCUAGAACUGUUGGAUAAGGUGGUGAAGACGCCGUUGUGUGAACUUGAUCCCAUGUUGAUGCAGCUGGAGAGUAUGAACUUCAUGUGGUACAAAGGCUUGUUCCGUGUCUUACAGACCCACUACCCUGAAACACAUCGCUGUUUCUUCAGCCAUGAUGGACAAACACAGUACAUUCUGAUCCUCAAUCCUAACUACCUGGACAUGUUUAUGAUGCUGAUGCUGGACAACACAGAAAAAAGGAUGGAACUGUGUGCCAUAUUCCGGGAGUCUAUCACAGACCAGGAACAUAGUCCGGAGAACCCUAACCUAAAUGUCCUGGGCAUGCACUCACAUGUGGAGGAUUUUGUCAAUGUCUGCUGCUAUCACCUCUGGGCCUCCAUGGUGUGACAUCACAUGUGUACAUACUGACAUCACAUGUACAGGUGUGACAUUACAUGGCGACAUUCCAUCAGAACACCAACUAUGGGCAUCUAUGCUGUGACAUCGCAGACUCACAUACUGACAUCACAUGUACAGGUGUGACAUUACAUGGAGACAUUCCAUCAGACCACCAACUAUGGACAUCUAUGCUGUGACAUCGCAGACUCACAUACUGACAUCACAUGUACAGGUGUGACAUGUAAUUAUCACAUUACAUGGACAUGUUUCUGUUGUAUAAAAAAUCUGCCGAAAUGAAUAAAGUCUACAACUUGUUAACAGACAAAGUAAGAAUGGUCAUAAAGUACCAUUUCUCCUCAAAAUCUAUCUAGUCAUCUAUUUGAGGCCGUCUUCAAUUUGAUCUCUUCUGUUAAACUGGAAUCCCUAAUUUGCCAAAGGGAACUGACUUUUUUAUUUGGAUGUUGGGUCUUCACCACCAUUUGUGUCUUCGUUGACCUGAUUUCUGACACAAGGUGGUAUGUGUUAUGUGGAGGUGCUAAACUGGUAACAGGCCUCAUUGUGGCAGGCAUGAGAUUAUACAUGUAUAUCAUCAAUUCCAUUGUUUUAAACAUCAGCUCUAGGUUCUUUGUAUGUAAGGUCAGUGAUAUUACCACUGGGUGUAAAAUAACAAAAUAUUUUAAGUCAUCUACAUUGUACGUAAUGUAUAUGUUAUUGAACGCAAGCAACUUGCAUAUUAAGAAAGACAUUUUAGGUGCAGACUUAAUUGAGUGCUAUAGAUUUUAAAUUUAUACUCAUCAUGGUAAAAGGUGUAAGAAGUCUACAGGUAACAACUAUUGAUAUAUAAUUUGUAAAAACAUCUUUUUUAACAUAAUAUAGAACAAUAUGACAUCACACAGAAUGCUGAUGUCUGAAAUGGCAAAGAAAAGGAAAAUUGGUUUGCUCUGUAGGAUUGUACAGCGUAUAUGAUAAACAAGUUCUCAAACUAGUCUUCAUCUAUUAUGAAAGUUACUGAACCUUGUGGUCUUGUCUGCGAUGGCAUUAUCAGCAUUACUUUAAAAUCUUGCGUUUAGAUUCGUUACUCAAAAGUGUAUGUCGGACUUUAACCAAAUUUUGUAUAUAUAUGUAGUAAGAUUAUUUCGUGGACAUCUCAACAAACCCUUAAAAAUAAUGUCAUAUUUAGGGAAAUUUUGAGAAUUAAAAACUUGGCAAAUUUGAUAUUUGAUUUGCAAUGCAUCAGUUUUACACAUUUCUAUAACAUAUACACAGUGCUUCCAUACUAUCAAGUGGAGGUGGGGUUUUUACCGAGACUUUAGUGAGCUAUACUAGCUGACAAAGGAGGACAGGUGAGACAUAUAAUUACAUGUAAUUCUUUGUUUUUUAAGACGGUGAGGUUGUGUGAAAUCCUCUAUUAUGUUUGUGAUAAUUGUUUCAAUUGAAACCUUGUCUGUUUUUUAGAUCAUGAAUUACCAAAAAUCUGCCAACCACAAUUCUUUCCUUAAUUAAUCAUGAAUGAUUAAACAUAAGUUCCAUUAGAUGGUACAAAAUGUAACUGUUCAAUUAUCUCUGUCCUUUUUGGUCAAUGGAAUUGGAGUAAAAUUGUUUUCACUUUAUAUAUAGUUUAAAUGAUAUGAUUUUAGAUUGAUAUACUAAGACUAUGUGAAAACCAAUCUGUCUUUCAUGAAAUUAAUAACUAGUAUUACUACAACUUUUACCAAUUGGUAUACAUUGAUUGUCUAUGGAACUUUGUGAGUUCCUUGUUAAAUACUUAGUACUGUGUGAACAAGUAUGUUGUAAUUUCUACAGUUGUCAAAAGACCUGACUUUAUUGACAUUACUCGAGUCGGAUGAUUUAGUAGUGUGAUGGUAAAACCAGUACUGAACAUUAUUAAAGAAAAGAUCACUUCAUGACAUUUAGCGAGGUAAUUUUUUAUAGGCUCUAUGAAUGUUACAAUACGUGUGGCUAUGAAUGCAUGUGUUCAGAAGUGGUUGAAAGUAAGGAUGGAUGUAAAUCAGUGUGCAAGUGUGAGGAUGGGUAGAUGUGUAUGGAUUUAUAAGUGGGAAUGUUUUUCAUAGUAUUUUGUCUUUCAUUUGAAAACUUGUGAUGUACAAUAUAUAGAAUGUUGUAUGGUUUUCCAAAUUAUGUUGUUACUUAUGACAAUGUAACCUUAAUUAAAAUUUUCUUACAAAGGA